Echinops telfairi (small Madagascar hedgehog) is the source of this 1726-nucleotide messenger RNA. RefSeq names its product prostaglandin E receptor 3 (gene PTGER3). The transcript is spliced from 2 exons. NCBI's taxonomy places the organism in Eukaryota, Metazoa, Chordata, Mammalia, Afrosoricida, Tenrecidae. Gene Ontology annotation, biological process: positive regulation of cytosolic calcium ion concentration; phospholipase C-activating G protein-coupled receptor signaling pathway; intestine smooth muscle contraction. Gene Ontology annotation, molecular function: prostaglandin E receptor activity. The record is from RefSeq and is a predicted model, not a curated record. The coding region runs from base 1 to 666 and encodes 221 amino acids. Gene Ontology annotation, cellular component: plasma membrane.
AUGAAGACGCGCGCCACCCGCCUGGUGCUGCUCGGCGUGUGGCUGGCCGUGCUCACCUUCGCCCUGCUGCCGGUGCUGGGCGUGGGCCAGUACACCGUGCAGUGGCCCGGGACGUGGUGCUUCAUCAGCACGGGAGGAGCGGCGGGCAACGCGACGAGCUCGCGGGACAACUGGGGCAACCUUUUCUUCGCCUCCACCUUUGCCACCCUGGGGCUGUCAGCGCUGGCCAUCACCUUCGCCUGCAACUUGGCCACCAUUAAGGCUCUAGUGUCUCGCUGCAGGGCCAAGGCCACGGCGUCGCAGUCCAGCGCCCAAUGGGGUCGCAUCACCACCGAGACGGCCAUCCAGCUCAUGGGGAUCAUGUGCGUGCUGUCAGUCUGCUGGUCGCCGCUGCUGAUAAUGAUGUUGAAAAUGACCUUCAAUCAGACUUCAGUUGAGCACUGCAAGAGUCAAACCGAAAAGCAGAGCGAAUGCAAUUUCUUCUUAAUAGCGGUUCGCCUGGCGUCCCUGAACCAGAUCCUGGAUCCCUGGGUUUACCUGCUGCUAAGAAAGAUCCUGCUUCGAAAGUUUUGCCAGGUAGCCAAUGCCGUCUCCAGCUGCUCUAAUGAUGGACAGAAAGGGCAACCUAUCUCACUAUCCAAUGAGAUAAUACAUGCAAGCGCAUGAAAGAGAAUAUGUAACCUGCUUUGAGUGUUCCCAGAAUCAGGCAACAAGGAGCCCUAGACUUUACUGUGCAUGUAAGCAUCAAUAGCAUGCCUCUGUUUAUGCAUCCGAGGGGGAUGUUUGAUAUAAGAAUAAAUGGUCUCAAAAGAAUAGAGAAUCCCCUAUGUGCCCAAAAUAUCAAAACACAAAGGAAAAUAUAUUCAUCACAAUCUAAUGCCUUGGGGGUCUCCGUCAAGUUUAGCAGAAAAUAUAAUUAUGUGAUGAGCACUUUCUUAUUUAAAUAAAUGAUCUUGGCCUAUUUGGGAGUGAAGUAGGCAUAACUAAUAUUCUGGUAUACCGAAUAUAAGAGGAUUUAACCAUGCAUAUCUUUAAAGACAAAGGCAUAACGUUUUUAGUUCAGAGACUUUGGUCUUCUGUGUUCUCUCAGUCUCUCUCACUUUUGAGCUGUGCCAUGUUCCCCCUCACAUGUUAAAAGGUUAAAUUGGAAUGGAAGCCAAUUUAUUAUGUAUUCUUUUGGAUCUUUAAAGGUUAACUCUGAUUCUAGAGCCCACAAAUAUUUUCAAAGGUUUAAAAAAGGCUUUCCAUAGUUUAGCAUUUUUAUUCAAAACCAAAACCAAAUCUACUGCGGUGAAAUCAAUUUCAACCCUCAGCGACCCUCUGGCGCAGAGUUGGACCGCCCUGGAUGAUUUCCAAGACUGUGGUUUCUCCAGAAGCAGACUGCCACCCGGAGUGGUUGGUGGGUUCAAUGACCAGCCUUGAGGUUAGCAUCAGGUUGCUUACCCACUGUGCCCCCUGGACUCCUUGACCCUGCUUAUAGAAUAAGAACUCUAAUAAUAUUGACCUUCUCAUAGUUCUUCCUCUGUGUUCUCCUCAAAAUAGCACUACCUAACUACUUAUGAUGACUAACCUUGAUAGCUAAGCAUGGCACCUUUGUAACACUACACUGAGAUUUGGGGCUUGCGCUUUAAACAAAGUUCCUUUAAGUUCUAAGAAACUCACUGUCAUCAAGUCGAUGCCAACUUUUCCCGACCCUUCAAGGCACAGUAGAACUGUGCCCGUGGUU